UUAGUUGAUAUAUUAUUUCGUGUUUGAAUGAUUUAUUUGACUUGUAAAAAUAUUGGAUGUGCGGUCUGAAAAAAAAAAUUAAUUAAAAGUAGUUUAUUAAAUUAAAUAAACGAUUUCAAAGCGACAAAGUAUACAAAUAAAGUUAAAAGUUAUUGUAAAGUGCAGUGUUUGAUAGCGCUUAUAGCAUACUACUUCUAAGUAAACUAAAUAAAGUGAAUUGGAAUUCCCUUUGCGGAAAGAACUUCAACACAACCAAUAAGCUAACAAUUAUUUGUUCAGCGACAGUGAAUUGGAAAUAUGUAUAUUGAUGUCUUAAGCAGUUACCAUUGUUUGGGUCGCACCCAUUUUAGUAUUAAAUUGGUUUUGUUUUAAUUUUGUAUUUUAAGUGUCACGCAAAUUACGAAAUUACGGUGUUUUUGGUGUGAAAUUGUUAGUUUGGCUGUGCUUCGAAGUGAAGGUAAAAAAUCGAUUUGUAAUUCCUGCCCAAAAAGUGAUUGCCAAAAUAUCACCACCAUUCUUCUUGUUCUGUUAAGAAAAAAAUUGAAUACAACCUUACUUACACUACUCCUGCAUCUAGCAAAUGAAUCUUUUGUGAAAAAUAUACGAAAUAAAAUUUGUAAGAAAUGUGGCACAAAUUUAAUCAGGGAAGGUGCUACAAAUAUGUGAUUAUACCAAAGAAAAAUUAUUUUUCAAUGGUUCCAACGGUUUAUUAUAAAUUACACUAUAUUAUUGGUUUACUAUUAUUGCCGAUGAUAACAUCUGGUCAUAACUGUCAGCAUUUUCAUCCUAAAGCAGACGAGGUUGUCCAUGGCGUUCGCAUCGAGACGGCGGAUUCGAUGCAUCCACACCAGAGUACUCACAGCAUACACAAACGCAGCACAGACGCCGCUGACCAGCCAUUACGAAUUUUACUCUUCUACGACGAAUCUGUUUUCAGAUUGGAUGAAGACAAGUUCGAGUUAAUCAAUAACACAGUAUUACCAGAGGCUGUGCAGUUUUGGGAACAAGCGCUGAUGGUGCGCGAAACAAAGGGUGUCAUUAGGCUAAACAGAAAAUGCAAUAGUACGCAAGUAUUUGUUAAAAAUGGUCUGACGCACUGCAUCGACAACUGCAAAAAGGUGACAAUGUGCGGCGAGGUAGAAGUUCCCAAAGAGCACUUAGAUGUGUGUCGCGUUUGUAAUGCCACCGGGCAAAAUUGUCGGAAUGAUGAGUCCACACAGGCGGGUGAGGGCAUUGAAAAUGCCGACUUUAUAUUCUAUGUGUCGGCACGUCAAACGGAGCGUUGUCAUAAGGGACUAACGGUUGCUUAUGCAGCACACUGUCAACAGGAAGCGCAUUUAGAUAGACCAAUUGCAGGCCAUGCCAAUUUGUGUCCAGAUAGCAUAAGUACAAAGCCACAAGAACUACAAACACUAUUAUCCACCGUGAAACAUGAGAUUCUGCACGCGCUGGGCUUUUCGGUCAGUCUUUAUGCUUUCUUUCGUGAUGAUGAAGGCCGACCACGUACUCCGCGUAAACCAGAUACUGGGAAACCCUACUUAAACGAGAAACUACAAAUCCAUCAGUGGAGCAAUCAGACAAUACGAAAGGUGGUACGCGAGAAAUGGGCGGUGCGCGGUGGUCAUGUUCGUAAAGUUGUCGAUAUGAUGGUUACACCACGCGUUGUGGACGAAGUGCGCAAACAUUUUGAUUGUCCUCUACUGGAAGGUGCUGAGUUGGAAGAUCAAGGCGGUGAAGGCACAUCCUUAACGCAUUGGGAAAAACGAAUUUUGGAGAACGAGGCGAUGACAGGCACACAUACACAAUCGCCAGUUUUUUCACGUAUAACGCUGGCGUUGAUGGAAGACUCCGGCUGGUAUCGUGCUAAUUACAGUAUGGCAGCACCCUUGUCUUGGGGCAAAGGACUGGGUUGUAAUUUUGUUAUGAACAGUUGCAAAGAGUGGAUUCAGGCAAAUAACGGCAGAGGCCGUUCAAUUCACCCAUUUUGCUCGAAAGUCAAACAGGAUCCCUUACAAACAGAAUGCACCGACGAUCGCAAUUCAGUGGCAUUGUGCAAUUUAAUACGACACGAUUACGAGUUGCCAAAGAAAUAUCAGAAUUUCGAUAGCAUAAAUCAUGUGAAAAGCGGUGAAGAAGGCUACUACGGCGGUUCGGUAUCACUGGCCGAUCAUUGUCCCUAUAUACAAGAAUUUACAUGGCGCAGCAAAAACGUAAUUGUACGCGGUUCCCAUUGCCGCUUUGUCGAGAAUAAUCCAAAGCCUGAAAAAAACUUUGCGCUGGAGAGCUACGGCAUUGGUUCAAAGUGUUUCGAUCACAGUGACUUUAUGUGGGAAGAGCGCUCAUGUCACCAGACACGCGAAUGGCAACACUGGGGCUCAGGUUGCUACAAAUACGAAUGCUCCGACGGGCGUUUGCAUAUUUUAGUGGCGAAUUACACAUACACUUGCUUCUAUCCCGGUCAGACGCUUUCGAUACGCAUCAAUGCGAACGAUUGGCUGCAUCGUGGCGCGAUCAUUUGUCCACCAUGUCAUGAACUUUGUGGUGAAGUAUUCGCUGAAAGAGGGGAGGAGUGUCGUAUGCGCGAGGAAGCGCCACCGGCUAAUAAGUAUCCGCGCGAUACAUUGACGUGUGCGGCGUGUGAGAGUGCGGCUUUCUGCCGAAUAUUAUUGCUUGUUGCCAUAAUUGCUGCAUUUAGUUGGCGUCGUACACAUAUUUUUUUGGUUAAUAUUUUUGUUUUGGGUUAAAACAUUUUUUCACACAUUUUUUUGUUUUGUUCUUCUGUGGUUAUACCAUAUAAUGUAUGUAACGAUAUGUCCUUAUUGCAUAAACUAUAAUGUAUAUAGUAACUAUAUAAUUCAACUAAUAUUAAGUAAAUGUGUUAUAAAUUGAUUGUAAGCAUGUUAAAGUGUAUUCAUAAGCUAAAAUGUUUAUAUCUUGUUAUUAAGUAUACUACGUAAUUUGAAAUGUUGGUGGUUCAUCCGCCAAGUAUGUCCACUGGCAAUAAUUGAACUAAUUAGAUAAUUUUUUCAAAAUUAUCUAACAAAAAUUAAUAUAAUGCAUUUUAAAAAGCUAAAGACUGAGCUCACCAUAUUGGGUACUCAAACAUAAUUAUUGCCACUAAUUGGCAUGCAGUAAUACGCAAAGGAAUAACUAUUAAUUAAUUUGGCACUAGAGCGAAUCAGAUUUAGUUAUUGCUUAGUUUAAGUGAUUAUCGAUUUUCUGAUAUCUAAUAAUGAAUUGCUUUUCUAUUUCUCUUUUUGUAUUAUUGAAUUAAUUUUUUGUGAUAAAUUCUGUGCCGACAAGGGAUUUACACUUCCCGAUAUCGAGAUGAGAAUUAUAACUAUCAUUUAAUGCAAUAUGUUUAUAUCUAGCUACUUUAAAUAUGUAUAAUAUAUAGAGUAUAUAUAAGCGACGGGAAGUGUAGCCAUAAACAUGCUUGGUUAUAUGGUAUAUAAUAUUUGGUUAUUUUAAUAGCAUCUUAGCAUUUAAUCUUGUCGGGAAAGAGUUAUCUGCGUUUGUGUAUUAAUUAAAAAUGCACAAAAUCACUAAAGUUUGUGCAAGAGCUUGUGAAAUGGACACUUGAUAUUAUAAUGUUGUUCUUAAAAAAGCAAUUAAGCAAUAUUUAUUGUCAAUGUUAUGAACAAUAUAAGAAGAGUUUAGACAAUACUUGUUUUUACAUCGAAUCGAAUUUUAUGAAAUUAUUUCUAUAAGUUUAGGAAUUAUGUACUGAGGAUUAUUCAUACAAUUUCGCCUACAUGGUUAGUGUUCCGCAUAAAUUUACUGUUCUCUUGAUUGGACUGGUUGGAGCGAAAUCUCACCUGGGUUUCCUUUGUUUCAUGCGCCGUAUUUUUCCAGCCCUACAGUUAGUUAGUUACUUAUUAUGAGGGAGAUCAUGUGGCAGAGUCUUCAAAUUAAAAAAAAAAUCGAAAAA
This is a messenger RNA of Bactrocera neohumeralis, 3931 nucleotides long. RefSeq names its product leishmanolysin-like peptidase (gene Invadolysin). Gene Ontology annotation, biological process: proteolysis; cell adhesion. The transcript has 11 exons. Lineage: Eukaryota; Metazoa; Arthropoda; Insecta; Diptera; Tephritidae. The record is from RefSeq and is a predicted model, not a curated record. Gene Ontology annotation, cellular component: cytoplasm; membrane. Bases 624 to 2744 code for a protein of 706 amino acids. Gene Ontology annotation, molecular function: metalloendopeptidase activity.